AUGACUAUAACGCAUCGGUCACGGCCCGUCAAUGCCACUGUGACGAAUACAACUGCUGAGGGAUCGCAAAUCGACGACAAGGAGCCACCCAAAUACCAUUGCGAUGCGUGUAGCAACGAUGUUACCAACACUGUACGAAUCCGUUGUGCUGACGACGAUUGUCCUGAUUUCGAUCUGUGCGUGACAUGUUUCAGUGGAGGAGCCGAGCCCAUGAAGCACAAGACGUGGCAUCGCUAUCGCAUUGUCAAACCCCACACGUUCCCCAUUUUCACCGAGGAUUGGGAUGCUGAUGAAGAGUUACUCCUUAUUGAAGCAGCACGCAAGUAUGGUUUGGGCAACUGGCAAGCGAUAGCCGACUAUGUGGGUACGAAGGAUCGAUCCGAAUGUGAGCAACACUAUCUUGAUGUCUAUGUAUCAAGCCCUGACUGGCCGAUGCCACGCAUGGAUGUCAAGUUUGAUGAGCUUAGCGAGAGCGAAUGUCGUGAACGAAAGCGUCAUCGAUUACAGCAAUCACGUGGAAUGCUUCCUCGCGCCAAAGCAGUAGUGGCCAAUGCCAACAAACCAGUGACAAGUGGACCUGCAUAUCACGAGAUCCAAGGUUACAUGCCUCGUCGAUUUGAGUUCGAGACCGAAUAUGAAAAUGAUGCUGAGCAAUAUGUCAAGGACAUGGUGUUCAAUGACGAUGAUACCCAAGAGGAAAUUGAUCUCAAACUGAUGGUGUUGGAUAUCUACAAUUCACGCUUGGAUCGACGUGCAGAAAGGAAACGCCUUAUUUUUGAACGUGGAUGGCUCGAUUUCAAAAAGAUGCAGGCAGCUGAAAGAAGGAGGUCAAAGGAAGAACGAGAAGUCUACAACCGUACACGCGUCUUUUGUCGUUUGCAAACAGCUUCUGAUUAUGAAAUGUUGGUUCAAGGAUUGGUACGAGAACAGCAAUUACGGGAUAGGAUUUCUAUUUUGCAAGAGUGGCGAAAGGCUGGUCUGACAUCGCUACGACAAGGCGAACAGUAUGAAAAGGAUAAGCAAUCACGCCUUGCUCAACUCAAAACGCUUAUUCAGCUAUCGAAUGAUCGCAUGGGUGCUGCUGCAGUGACUCAACGCAAUACAUAUCGUGCACAAAUGGCAGCUCUUUCGGCAACUCCCAGUGGUGCCAACAUUUUCAGAGAGAGUGGACGAUCAAGUACACCUACACAAAGCAAUGGAUCACAUGUCAAUGCUUCUUCUUCAGCUACAGCAGCUGCAGCAGCAGGAGCAACAUCAGCAGCCAACACAGCAGCAGCAGCAGGAGCACGACGACCAGCAAAUCCUUUGGAUAUCAGUGAAGCGGAUGGUGUACACUUGUUGACGGAAGAGGAACAAACAUUGUGCUCAACCUUACGUAUUCUUCCUCGACCUUACAUGGUGAUCAAAGAUACGAUUUUGAAAGAAUAUGCCCGCCAAGGAUACUUGAAACGACGACAGGCUCGAGGUCUUAUCAAGAUUGAUGUCAACAAGACGAGUCGCAUUUACGAUUUCUUUAUUGAGAGUGGUUGGAUCAAAGCAUUCAAAGGACCUUCAUCAUCAAUACCAGCAGCCAACAAUCCAGCGACUAAUGCCACUACACAACCAACAACAACAUCCCAAUCAACUUUACAACAACAACAAAGUCCAUCGAUAUCAUCAUCACAACAACCAGCCACUGUACCUGCAUCAUCCACAUUGCCAUCAUCCACUACACCUGCAACUGUGCCUGAGGCACCUACUUCAUCCACUACAACAGCACCACAACCACCAGCUGCAACACCUACACAAGCGUCUCCAUAG
This is a messenger RNA of Lichtheimia ornata, 1800 nucleotides long. RefSeq lists its product as uncharacterized. The transcript has a single exon. Bases 1 to 1800 code for a protein of 599 amino acids. Gene Ontology annotation, cellular component: SAGA-type complex; nucleus. NCBI's taxonomy places the organism in Eukaryota, Fungi, Mucoromycota, Mucoromycetes, Mucorales, Lichtheimiaceae. Gene Ontology annotation, biological process: chromatin remodeling; regulation of transcription by RNA polymerase II. Gene Ontology annotation, molecular function: zinc ion binding; transcription coactivator activity; chromatin binding. The record is from RefSeq and is a predicted model, not a curated record.